AUGAAUAACGAGACAUGUACGUUGUGUAAAAAUAUUCCAGCCAUUAAAAUAAACAUUUUGAAUUAUUGUAAAAUGUGUUUUGAAAAACAGUUAGAAAGUAAAGUUCUUAGAAACUUGAAUAAUCUCCCAUAUAAAAGCAAGAUAUUAAUUGUGUUACAUGAAGAUGUAUAUGACAAUAUUUUAUUAUAUUUUCUCAAUAGGUUAAAAAAUAAAAAGAUGCAUGAAUUUAUAAUUUUUAAUCCUCAAAAUAAAGAUUUCGGUAGCUAUAAUUUUUUUCAAGUAAUAACACAAAACUCAAUUGACAAUCUACCUAAUCUUGACAUUAAUAACCAGACGACAAAAUUUAAUAUAGAUAUAUUGAAUAUGUUGCAAAAAUCUCAUUUAUCAUUUCACAAGAUUUUAAUUAAUUAUAAAAUUAAUGUUGUACUAUAUUGUAAAUCAAUGGAGGACAUUUGUACAGAUCUAAUUAUAAAAGUAUCUAGUGGGGUUGUGCUUGAUAAAACAGAUGUAUGUGAUUAUAUUUUUCAAGAUUCUUGUACAUUCAUUAACAUGUUUAAAGACAUAAAAAAUAAGGAAAUACAAUACAUGUCUUAUUUACAAAGUUAUAAAUUUAAUUGUACGGGAAUAAAAAAUAAAAAAUAUAAAUCUAUUAAUAAAUUCAUUAAUGAGAUAAAUAAAAACAAUCCGUUGGCAUUAUACAAUAUUAUUAAUGUAGUGAAAAAGAUUAAUAAACGGAUAUAG
Vairimorpha ceranae is the source of this 741-nucleotide messenger RNA. RefSeq lists its product as hypothetical. The coding region runs from base 1 to 741 and encodes 246 amino acids. NCBI's taxonomy places the organism in Eukaryota, Fungi, Microsporidia, Nosematidae. The record is from RefSeq and is a predicted model, not a curated record. The transcript has a single exon.